AGGGCCUCCACAACACACAAAAAUCCUUAAAUCGACACACACACCUAGUACAAAAGUAUUGUGUCCUUUCUCACCAUUCCACUGUAUAACACAAAACAUAGGGUGCUACUUUCUACACCCCCCCUAUUUACUUUUUUCACCCCCCUUCUCUCACAUACUUACAGGUGGGGCCUGCGUGGGACCGACAGUUUUCCUUUCACAAGGGGGGGUGUAAUCAGGAAGGAGGGGGGGUGUGUAUAGAAUGGGCCCAAAACAUAACCAACAUUUCACACACACUCAAAGGUGCUUCUAUGUGAGAGAGAAAGUAACAAAAUCCCAAUCUUUUAUUACAUAUUUCUGCAUAAACCCCCCUUAUUACACAACCAAAUCUUUAUUAUCUGUAGCAUGGCAACUGUUCAUCAUCUCCACCAUCUUCAUCUUUCUAACAUAUUCAUCAUCAUUUUUUGUUUAAUUUCUCAACCAACACCCUCAAUUUCAUCAAAAAACACAAUCUUGCCCCUCAAGGUUCAAUCAAUUCCAUCUGGGCCCUUCACAAAACCAGCAAAGAAACUAUCUUUUCACCACAAUGUUUCUCUAACAAUCACCCUCACCGUCGGGUCACCGGCUCAGCCGGUCACCAUGGUCUUGGACACCGGUAGCGAGCUCUCAUGGCUACACUGUAAAAAAACACCAACCACCCCUUUAUCGUACGACCCAUUACAUUCUACCUCGUACACCCCUGUCCCAUGUUCCUCACCAAUUUGCAUGACCCGAACCCGAGACUUCACCGUACCCGCUUCUUGCGACCCCAAAAAACUCUGUCACGCCACCCUCUCCUACGCCGACGCCACCUCCGUCGACGGCAAUCUCGCCUCCGACACAUUCCGGUUCCCGGUUUCAGAUUCGAGUUCGGACCUACCCGGAGUUAUAUUCGGUUGCAUGGAUACGUAUUCAAAUUCUAACCAACCGGAGGAUUUGUUAUCAACCGGGUUAAUUGGUAUGAACCGGGGGUCUUUAUCUUUUAUUAAUCAAAUGGGUUACCCGAAAUUCUCGUAUUGCAUUACGGGUCAGGACAAUACGGGCGUGUUAAUUUUAGGAGAAUAUAAUUACACGCCGUUAACUUACACGCCCAUGGUUAAAAUCUCAAAGCCGUUACCGUAUUUCGACCGGGUUGCAUAUACGGUUCAGCUUGAAGGAAUAAAGGUUUCGGGUACAGUUUUACCGUUACCCAAAUCCAUAUUUGAACCCGACCAUACCGGAGCGGGUCAAACCAUGAUAGAUACGGGUACCCAGUUUACGUUCCUUCUUGGGCCGGUUUACACCGCUUUGAGAAACGAGUUUUUGAAACAGACCCGGAAUGUGUUACGGGUGUAUGAGGAUCCGAACUUUGUGUUUCAAGGUGUGAUGGAUCUUUGUUACCGGGUUGAGAAAAGUCGAGUCGGGUUGCCUGUUUUGCCUAGUGUGAGUUUGAUGUUUCGGGGCGGUGAAAUGGUUGUUUCGGGUCAGAAGUUAUUAAUUAAGGCGGGUUUAAUGAAGGGUAUUGAUGACAUAUAUUGCUUUACGUUUGGGAAUUCAGAUUUGUUAGGGAUUGAAGCGUAUGUGAUCGGGCAUCACCAUCAACAAGAUAUGUGGAUGGAGUUUGAUCUUAAGAAUAAUCGGGUCGGGUUUGCUGAGGUUAGGUGUGAUUCUGCUAGUCAAAAGCUUGGAAUUGACUUGUAAAAGGACCCGACCAAGAUUCACAAGGGGCUUAUUUCUUAUGUCAUAACAACUUAUUGCUUGAUGUUUGAUUAGUUUAAUUCAUUAGAGUUUUUUUCUAUAAACAUCAUAAACGUGACUUGACCCAACCUAUAAACUUUAGAUUACAAGUAUAUGUUGUAUUUAGUGAUGGGUAUCAUGGAAAUAAAACUAUUAUUUUUUUGUUU
Molecule: messenger RNA, 1901 nt
Organism: Helianthus annuus (common sunflower)
Lineage: Eukaryota; Viridiplantae; Streptophyta; Magnoliopsida; Asterales; Asteraceae
Product: aspartic proteinase PCS1-like
Exons: 1
Coding region: 385-1698 (437 amino acids)
Biological process (GO): proteolysis
Molecular function (GO): aspartic-type endopeptidase activity
Source: RefSeq, a predicted model, not a curated record